Messenger RNA from Phycodurus eques (leafy seadragon), 990 nucleotides. RefSeq names its product P2Y purinoceptor 2-like. The record is from RefSeq and is a predicted model, not a curated record. Gene Ontology annotation, cellular component: plasma membrane. Gene Ontology annotation, molecular function: G protein-coupled UTP receptor activity; A1 adenosine receptor binding. Gene Ontology annotation, biological process: G protein-coupled receptor signaling pathway. The transcript is spliced from 4 exons. Lineage: Eukaryota; Metazoa; Chordata; Actinopteri; Syngnathiformes; Syngnathidae. Bases 1 to 990 code for a protein of 329 amino acids.
AUGAACAAUACCGAACCAGGCAAUGUCAGCAACUUCUACUGUCAUUUUCAAGAAGAUUUUAAAUACAUUCUACUUCCCGUCAGCUACUCCCUGGUGCUCGUGUUCGGCCUGGCACUGAAUUCCACGGCGCUAUACACGAUUGUGUUCCGCACAAAACGCUGGAAUCCCUCCACUAUCUACAUGAUCAACCUGACAAUGUGUGACACGUUCUACAUCCUCACACUGCCCUUCCUCAUCUACUACUACGCAGAUAAAAAUGACUGGCCCUUCGGUGAACCUCUCUGCAAGCUCAUACGCUUCCUGUUUUAUACCAACUUAUAUGGUUCUAUUCUAUUCCUGUGCUGUAUCAGCCUGCAUCGUUUUGUUGGUAUCUGCUACCCAGUCCGCUCUUUGAAGUGGAUCAGUGCUCGUCGGGCCAAACUGGUGUCUGUGGCAGUUUGGGCCUGUGUGUUAUUCUGUCAGGCACCUAUUCUUUACUUCUCAAGAAUAAGGGAUGUGGCCACAGAUAGGAUUUGUUACGACACAACCAGCCCAGAGUUCUUUGACGACUUUCUGGUGUACAGCUCAGCCGUGUCGGUGUUCAUGUUUGCCCUGCCCUUCAUGGUGGUGAUGGUGUGCUAUGGCCUAAUGGUGCGGAAACUUCUGGAACCUGGAUGGGGCGGUGAGGGAGGGGGCCAAGGAGCACUCCGCACCAAGCAGAAAUCAGUGAAGAUGAUCAUCAUCGUGCUGGCAACGUUCAUACUUUGUUUCCUCCCGUUCCACCUCACCAGGAGCCUGUAUUAUUGUUUCAGAUACCUGAGACAGGUCAAUCCUGCACAGGUCAACUGUAACUUGGUUGAGGCAUCCAGUAUUGCCUACAAGGUGACCCGUCCAUUUGUUAGUGCCAACAGUUGCAUGGAUCCUAUCCUUUACUUCUUAGCUGGACAGGACGUCCGCACUAGUCUCACCAGUAAGAGAAGGUUCCAAAGACGAAAAGAUGAGAGAGAAUGA